GCAAAUUACACGUUCAGCUGCGUAGUGUUGUUUCUUCCUUUCUUUUCCCCCUUCGCCGACCCCGACCACUUCGCGCAUGCCCGACUAGCUCCUCGACGCACGAUCAAUCCCAUCCCAUGCUCCCCGCCGUGCUGUCCCUCCUCGUGCUCCUGCUGCUCUCGGCCGGCGGGCGAGGCCAGCAGGGCGGUGGCGAUGGCGCCGUCGCGCUGCCGCCGGCGACCGCCUCCCCGGAGGAGGUGUUCGCCAGGAUCAACACAGUCAGCCGCGACCUCACCGACGAGGUGCAGAGCAAGUACGGCUUCUGCAUGACCAACGUGAGGCAUGAGUUCAACCAGACGUUCAACUUCACCGCCGACCCGGCCUUCAUCUCGGACUGCGAUGAGCAGACCACAGGGCAAAUGGUUAGAAUGCUGUGCAACAAAAAGGAAACAGAGUUAUACCUUAGCAGCCUAGGUAGCAAGCGCAUUGCAAGGAUUAGUAGGAACUGCAACCAGAACUCAUGGCCAUCUGGGUGCCAACCUGGCUGGGCUUGCUCGACACUGGAUGACAAUUCAUUUGAAGGAUCGAUUCCGUCCAGAGCAGAGAAUUGCAGACCAUGCUGUCCAGGUUUCUUCUGCCCUCGUGGCCUGACCUGCAUGUUGCCUUGUCCCUUGGGUGCUUAUUGUCCUAUUGGGACAUUGAACGAAACUACUAAUCUUUGUGAUCCGUAUUCUUACCAAAUAACUCCAGGAGUUAACCAUACAUGUGGCAGUGCAGAUUCUUGGGCGGAUGUGCUUACUACUAAUGAUGUCUUCUGCCCUCCAGGGCACCACUGCCCAACCACUACCCAGAAAUUUAAUUGUAGCAAGGGAUCCUAUUGCCGGAAAGGUUCCACUGAUGAAAAUAAGUGUAUUUGGAGAAGCCGGUGCAAGGGUAAUUCAACAAAAGAAGAUAUCGCUGUAUUUGGUGGUACAUUAAUUGUUGUCUUAAGUGUUGCUUUAGUACUGGUGUACAACUGCUAUGAUCAAUUCAUUGCAAUUCGAGCUAAAAUGUCAUUCAACUCUCGUAAAAAGGCUGCACAAAUUGCACAAGAAUCAGCAACAGCACGUCAAAGAUGGAAAUCUGCAAAAGAAGUUGUACUAAGGCAUGAGCUGGGAAUGUUUGAGCCUUAUGAUACACCUGGUCAAUUAGCUACAUCAUCUGAUGAGAUACUGCAUGCUACGGAAGGUAAUGCUCAGAGAUCAAAAAAUCGCAAAAAGCUUAAUGUCCGCACUGAAAGGUUCAGGCGUGCAUAUAGUCAGAUUGAUAAGGAACAAGCUCUCCAGCUAGAUAAAGACAAAUUAACACUCUCUGGAAUAGUGUCUCUAGCUGCUGAAAAUAGACCACAGAGGCCAAUGUUUGAGGUGGCUUUCAAAGGUCUGACACUAUCCAUCAGAAAAAAGAAACUUCUGCAAUCUGUUACAGGAAAACUUUCACCAGGUAGGUUAACAGCUAUCAUGGGUCCUUCUGGAGCAGGAAAGACUACGUUUCUGAAUGCUGUACUAGGUAAGACAUCAGGAUAUAAGAAGGAUGGGUUAGUCCUUAUAAAUGGAAAAUCUGGAUCGAUGCAGUCAUAUAAGAAGAUAAUUGGUUUUGUGCCCCAAGAUGAUAUUGUCCAUGGGAACCUGACGGUUGAGGAAAAUCUGUGGUUUAGUGGAUGCUGCAGAUUAAGCAAAGGCAUGUCAAAAGCUGAUAAGGUUCUAGUUCUUGAACGAGUUAUAGGGUCACUAGGUCUCCAAGAAAUCAGAAAUUCUCUUGUUGGGACAGUGGAGAAGCGGGGUAUUUCUGGUGGACAAAGGAAGCGCGUAAAUGUUGGGAUUGAAAUGGUUAUGGAACCAUCUCUUCUGAUAUUAGACGAGCCAACAACAGGCUUAGACAGUGCCUCCUCUCAGCAACUUUUAAGAGCUCUUCGUCAUGAAGCAUCCCAAGGCGUUAACGUGUGUGCAGUGAUUCACCAACCAAGCUAUACAUUGUUCGACAUGUUUGAUGACUUUGUUCUUUUGGCGAGAGGUGGCCUUAUUGCUUACCAUGGGCCUAUACGUGAAGUUGAAAAUUACUUCUCAGGCCUGGGGAUUAAGGUUCCUGACCGUGAGAAUCCUCCAGACUAUUAUAUUGACAUCUUAGAGGGAAUAGUAAAGACAAAAAUGAGGGGACAUGUAACUCCUAAAGAUCUGCCGCUUCUUUGGAUUCUACAUAAUGGAUAUGAAGUUCCAGAAGAUAUGCGCAAGAAUUUUGAAGAGAUCAAUAUGAUUCAUGAGUUAUAUAAUGUCGGAUCCAUUUCUAGAGAACUAUCUUCUGUAGAACAGUCAGAGAGUACAGAUUCUGUGCAACAAAAUAUGAGACAAGCAAACUUGCUGGAUAGGAAAACACCCGGUGCACUUGCACAAUACAAGUACUAUUUAGGAAGGGUAGCUAAGCAACGUCUACGUGAAGCUACACAACAGGCUGUUGAUUACAUAAUACUGUGUAUUGCUGGCAUAUGCAUUGGAACCAUCACAAAAGUUAAUGAUGAUACACUCGGUGUAGCUUCUUAUGGGUAUACCAUAAUUGCAGUUUCAUUGUUGUGCCAGCUUGCAGCACUGAGAUCAUUCUCACCAGAAAGAUUGCAAUAUUGGAGGGAGAGAGAAUCUGGCAUGAGCUCCGUCGCUUACUUCCUUGCAAGAGAUACAAUUGAUCAUUUCAACACAGUGGUCAAACCAAUUGUCUUCCUCUCGACAUUUUACUUCUUCAACAAUCCACGGUCCACACUUCGAGACAAUUAUUUAGUCUUGUUUGCAUUGGUUUACUGUGUAACUGGCAUAGGUUAUACUCUUGCAAUUUGGUUUGAGCUAGGAUUAGCUCAGUUGUGUUCUGCGUUACUACCUGUGGUACUGGUCCUGGUGGGUACUGACCCAAAAUUUCCACAAUUUAUUAAAGAAUUGUGCUAUCCCAAGUGGACAUUAGAAGCUUUCAUUAUUGCAGGAGCAAAAAAUUAUUCUGGUGUAUGGCUGAUUACUCGAUGUGGAGCACUGCUAAAAGGCAAUUAUGAUAUCAAUUUCUUUGCUCUAUGCAUCGGCAUCAUGAUGCUUAAUGGUGUACUCUUCCGUUUUGUUGCUCUACUUAGUCUGUUGAAGCUAAAAUAGAUGUACUAUCAUCUUGUGGACUAAAGAACAAGGAGUUGUUCUCUUGAAUUAAAUACUCAAGAGUCCAGAUUCAUCAAAUUGGGAAAGCUGUUGAAUUUGUAUAGCAGAAGUUAUCUAUCACAUUGAUAGGAUAUGUACAAAUUUAUCAAUAUUGGAAGGCUGCAAAUUUGUACUCCCUCCGAUCCAAUAAUAAGUAAGGACACUUAUUAUGUAUCAAAGGGAAUAUAAAAGAAGGCUAUCACAUAGAUAGGUCACAUACAGAUUUUUUUCCCCCCUUGACAGGGAUAUGUACAGAUUUGGUAUUACCAUUCUUGCCAAAGUUUGCAAUAAAGCAUGCCUACUUGUACAUGCAAA
Messenger RNA from Brachypodium distachyon (stiff brome), 3494 nucleotides. RefSeq names its product ABC transporter G family member 25. Bases 117 to 3140 code for a protein of 1007 amino acids. The record is from RefSeq and is a predicted model, not a curated record. Gene Ontology annotation, molecular function: ABC-type transporter activity; ATP binding; ATP hydrolysis activity. Lineage: Eukaryota; Viridiplantae; Streptophyta; Magnoliopsida; Poales; Poaceae. The transcript has 15 exons.